CUCCGCGAUGGCACGCUCGCUUGCCCCGCCUGCGUACGACUUUACACGCGCCGCGAUCAAACAUACGUGAACUUUGACAUCGCAUAAAUCACCUCGUAAUUUAUAUGACGACUAUAAAAUGACUCUUUUUUUACAUUUAUAUUGUGUAAUAUGGAUAGCGUUAACGGCCUGCUGCAGUACGACAGGUCGAGAAUUACCAGGUCAAAAUGUAGUAUCUGUUGCACCCAUUGAAGUCCCAGAUGAGUCAAUGUACCCCAGAUUUGCUGAGCCAAUACCAAAUGUCACCGUCACUGUCGGCAGAGAUGCUUUGUUGGCCUGCGUUGUUGACAAUUUAAGAGGAUUUAAGGUGGCUUGGGUACGUAUGGAUACCCAGACAAUACUGAGCAUCCACCACAACAUCAUAACGCAGAACCCGCGCAUCAGCCUGUCGUACAACGACCACCGCUCGUGGUAUCUGCACAUCAAGAACGUGCAGGAGGUCGACCGCGGCUGGUACAUGUGCCAGGUCAACACCGACCCCAUGCGCUCCAGGAAGGGCUAUUUACAAGUUGUAGUGCCUCCAUCAAUCAUCGACAACAUGACGUCUACGGACAUGGUGGUGCGGGAGGGAGCUGAUGUAACCCUAGUGUGUCGGGCUUCGGGCUACCCGGAGCCAUAUGUGAUGUGGAGACGAGAGGACGGCCAGGACUUUAAUUAUAAUGGCGAAUCUGUAAGCGUGGUUGACGGCGAAACACUCACGAUAACGAAGGUUUCCCGAUUACACAUGGGAGCCUACUUAUGUAUAGCGUCUAAUGGCGUGCCUCCUUCGAUUAGUAAACGCAUCAUGUUAAUGGUUCAGUUUCCGCCGAUGUUAUCAAUACCAAAUCAGCUGGAAGGCGCUUACCUAGGUCAGGAUGUCACGUUAGAGUGUCACACUGAAGCCUACCCCUCCUCCAUAAAUUACUGGACAACAGACAGAGGAGAUAUGAUUAUAUCCGAGAUGGAAAUUAUAGGUGGGAAGUAUGAAGCGAUUCCUGUUGACAGCGGGUACAACAAGUUCAUGAUGCUCAAGAUACGAAACAUAACAAAAGAGGAUUUCGGAUUUUACAAGUGCAUCGCUAAGAACUCUCUCGGAGAGACUGAUGGGAUCAUUAAACUGGAUGAAAUCCCAGCUCCACCAUCUGCGUUCACAACGACGCAAAAAUCUAUAUUAGACAAUCAAACAAUUAGAAAGAAAGGUCAAUUACAAAUUCUUCAAACGAACGACGCUAUAAGUUCAACUUUUCAAGGUGAGGCAUUCGAUGGGCAAAUAAGAGAUUUCGACUUCUACGAAAACUCGGCGUCAUCACUUAAAUUUUAUAAAACAUUUUUAUUAAUUUCACUAUGUCACAUGAUGAACAUAACAAGAUAUAUUUUGAUCUCUUGAUGUUAAUUUAGUCAUUUUUGUGAUAUCAUUCCUAUGUAUAACUUCAUUAUGCUGAUCAGACAAUAAAUGUUAAUGUGACACGUCUGCAAGUUAUUUAUGUUUCUAACCAUACUCAUAUAUUAAUAAAGUUAUCUAUUAACCUUUCGCAUAAAGUGUUUAUUACAUUGGCGUUUUAAUAGCGCAUCCUAUUUUGUGUAUAAUGUAGAGAAGCCGUAAUGAAUAUAGUUCUGUGUUAUAAUACUAUUCCUUAUAGUUCAGAGGUUAGUUCUUUAACAAAGGCAAGUUUGUGUGUUGAUAUUUCAAAUCACUGGCCUCUAUUGCUGCUUAUACAUGCCUCAGACAUUGGAAUAAAGCAAUUUGGCUAUAGUGAUUGUGGCGUUGAUAGCUCAUCUCUACAAGGUAAUAACAAUGAAUAUUCCGAAGUAAUGACAAAGUAGUUCAGCGACAAACGUUUCUCCAUAUUAUACAGAUAUAUUUUGUCAAUAUAGUUCAUUAUUAAAGCGCUAUUAAUACUACAAUAAAAUUUUUUUGUUUGUUAUUUUAUAGUUAUUGCGAAUAAUCUGAUUUUAAAUGUCAAUAAUUUCUGGUACGAUCAGUAAAGGAAAGAAAUCCUAUUUUAUACGCAUCAGUACAUGAUAUACCUAGAUAUAGGUGAUAGACUAGGCCUAGACGAUCGAAUUUUCUACAUCGAUUUUGUAAAUUUUAUUAAGCCUGGUGUAGAAUAAAUUAUAUUAGGUACUUAUAUACUUUUAUUUAGAUUUACUUGUUCUCGCACAAUCUAUUGAUAUAUUAAUUUUUGUAAAGUAGCCUUGUAUAAAGUGUAUGUUAUUACAAGACAUUUUUCGUUUUAGGGCUUGUAGAUUUUACUAUUUAUUUAAUUAUAUACUUCGUUAUUUUUUAUUCUUUAGAUGUUUUACAAAUGAUACUUAUAAGCUGUAUAAGUGUAUACUGUAUAAGUUAAAUGCUGUUACGAAUGAAUCAAUCUAUAGUAACUCAAAUGUAAAUUAAAAUAGAAUAUUUUGUAACAUUCUGCUAUGAAAAGAUUGCCAAAGAAUAUAUGUGUUUAAAUAAAAAACAUUGCUUUUA
Molecule: messenger RNA, 2491 nt
Organism: Colias croceus (clouded yellow)
Lineage: Eukaryota; Metazoa; Arthropoda; Insecta; Lepidoptera; Pieridae
Product: lachesin-like
Exons: 11
Coding region: 119-1405 (428 amino acids)
Cellular component (GO): neuron projection
Source: RefSeq, a predicted model, not a curated record